AUGGUUCGUCUCUAUGCUGCUGGCCUAGCAUUGGUUGGUCUGAGUCUUGCUCAAGCACAUUCGAAUGCUUCACUGGCCAAAGCUAUCUACAAAGAUGCAUCUCAAUCUGUUGAUGCCAGAGUUGAGAACCUCGUGUCUCUGAUGACUUUGGAAGAGAAGAUGGCACAGUUGAUGCAAGGCGAUAUCUCAAACUGGCUCAACACAACUUCCGGAGAAUACAACCAAACAGGCCUCGAAUUCAACUUUGCAAACCGCUCUGGCAUGUUCUACGUCGGCUAUCCUGUCACCUGGGACUGGCUCGCCGAAGGCAUCAAAAUUGGCCAAGAUUAUGCCGUCAACAACACUCGUUUGGGCAUACCAGCGAUCGUUCAAACUGAAGGUAUUCACGGCUUUCUGAUUGGCAAUGCUACAAUCUUCAACUCGCCGAUUGCUCAAGCGUGUUCGUUCAAUCGUGAACUACAACGUCAGAUGGGCGAGCAGAUUGCACUCGAAGCCGCUGCUUUGGGAGUCACCCAGCUGUUUGCUCCUCUAGCUGACUUGGCUCGCGAAUUGCGUUAUGGCCGUGUGGAAGAGACGUAUGGUGAAGAUGGCUACUUGGCUGGUGAGAUGGCAUACAACUACGUUGUUGGAUGUCAAGGCCAAAAUGUCUCGGCUAUGGUCAAGCAUUUUGCUGCUUACUCUGAGCCGGAAGGUGGUCUCAACACUGCACCUGUGCAUGGUGGUGAGAGGGAGCUGAGGACAACUUGGCUUCCGAGUUUCUACAGAGCCAUUGUUGAUGGUGGGGCUUAUGCUAUCAUGUCUGCGUAUCAUGCUUAUGAUGGUAUCCCGGCUGUGGCUGAUUAUCACAUGUUGACUGAGAUUCUGCGCAAUGAAUGGGGCGGUUCUUUCAACUUCCGCUCUAUUCCUGAACUCGUCGGCAAUAACACCAUUGACAUCAGUGUCGUCAAUGAAGCCGUCGCCAGAGUCCUGAGAGUCAAGUUCCAAAUGGGUCUUUUCGAGAACCCCAACCCUGCUGCUCCCAAGGACCAAUGGAGUAACAUUAUCAACAAUGCUGCUGCUAAGAAGCUUGCCCGUGACCUCGAUGCAGAGUCCAUUGUUCUUUUGCAAAACCCCAACAAAACACUUCCGCUCAGCAAGACUGACAAGAUUGCCGUUAUUGGUCCUAUGGCUUCUGGCUUUAUGAACUAUGGCGAUUAUGUCGUUUAUGAGUCUCAGUACAGGGGUGUGCAGUAUCUCGAGGGCAUCCAGAAUGCAGUUGGCUCAUCGGCUAACGCGACUGUCACUUAUGCUAAAGGUUGUGAGAGAUGGUCGACUGAUGAGUCUGGUAUCCCAGAGGCUGUUGAUGUUGCCAAGAAUGCUGAUGUGGCUGUCGUUAUCGUGGGUACUUGGUCUAGAGACCAAAAGGAGCUGUGGUCGGGACUGAAUGCCACCACUGGAGAACACAUCGAUGAAAGCGAUCUUGGACUUGUCGGUGCACAAAGAGCUCUAGUAAAAGCCGUCAUCGACACUGGCAAACCCACCGUAGUUGUCUUUUCCUCAGGCAAACCUCUGACUGAAGAUUGGAUCUCCAACACCACGGCCAGUCUGGUCCAGCAAUUCUACCCUGGCGAGGAAGGUGGCAAUGCCCUAGCAGAUAUCUUGUUCGGCGCGGUCAACCCAUCCGGCAAGCUCUCCGUAAGCUUCCCUCACGACGUAGGCACCCUCCCUGCCUACUACGACUUCUUAAACAGCGGAAGACCGAGUUAUCCUGGCUUUAUUGGUGGCGAUGGAAACCUCUACUUUGGCUCCAGUUACAUUCUCAACACGCCCAUACCUUGGUUCCCCUUUGGCUAUGGACUUUCUUACACCACAUUCGAUUACAGCAACGUCACACUCUCUUCCUCGCACGUCUCUGCUACCGACAACAUUACCGCUACAGUCUCCAUCACCAACAACGGCACCUACGACGGCGCCGAAGUCGUCCAACUCUACGUCAAAGAUCAAGUCGCGAGUGUUGCCGUCCCGAACAUCCAACUCAAAGGCUUUGAAAAGGUGUUUGUCAAAGCUGGCGAGACUGCUGAGGUGCAAAUCCCAUUGAGCAUUGCUGACAUUGGGUUGUGGAAUAAGAGUAUGAAGUAUGUGGUGGAGCCUGGCAACUUUACCGUCUUUACGUGGUCCUUUGAGGACAAGAGGGAGCAUGGCAUUCCCUCCCUACGACUCUCCGACGGCCCCAAUGGUGUUCGCGGCACUCGCUUCUUCAACGGCGCCCCAGCAGCCUGUUUUCCCUGCGGCACAGCUCUAGGCGCAACCUUCGACACUGAACUUCUCGAGGAAGCUGGACGUCUGAUGGGCAAAGAAGCCAUUGCCAAAAGCGCCCAUGUAAUCCUCGGCCCCACCAUCAACAUGCAGCGUUCUCCCCUCGGUGGCCGUGGCUUCGAGUCCAUUGGCGAAGACCCCUUUCUAGCCGGUCUAGGCUCCGCAGCUCUGGUCAAGGGAAUGCAGGAGAAUGGCGUUGUGGCCACCAUCAAGCAUUUUGUCGGCAAUGAUCAGGAGCACGAGCGUAACAGAGUAGAUUCCAUUGUCACCGAACGCGCUUUGAGGGAGAUUUACCUCAUGCCGUUCCAAUUGGCGGUUAGAGAUGCUUAUCCCAAGUCUUUCAUGACUGCUUACAACAAAAUCAACGGCACGCAUGUUAGCGAAAAUCAGCGAAUCUUGAAGGAUAUUUUGAGAGGGGAGUGGGGCUGGAAGGGCCUAGUGAUGAGUGAUUGGUUUGGUGUAUAUUCAACAACCGAAUCUAUCGUCGCUGGAUUGGAUCUGGAGAUGCCUGGCCCCACUCGUUACAGAGGAGAAGCUUUGGUGCAUGCGUCGACUGCCAACAAGAUUCCUGCUGGUGUACUUGACGAGAGAGCAAGACAGGUCCUGGAGCUGGUCAAUGAGUGCGCUGCAUCAGGUGUAAAGGAAAAUGCCGAGGAGACGACCAACGACACACCCGAGACGUCCAAACUACUACGAAGGCUCGCCGCCGAGUCGAUCGUACUGAUGAAGAACGAAGGCGACAUCUUACCACUUAAGAAGGACAAGAAGAUCCUGGUCAUUGGACCCAACGCGAAGGCUGCAACAUACUGUGGAGGUGGCUCAGCCUCUCUUCGUCCAUACUAUGCCGUCACUCCUUACGAGGGUAUUGUCGACAAGGUUGGCGAGCAGAACAUCGACUUCAGCAUUGGUGCAUACUCCCACAAAGAAAUGCCCAGCCUAGGUAUUGACUGGAAAACAACUGCUGGCGAGGAUGGCGAGCACGGUGUACUAUUCAGAGCCUACAACGAACCUCCCGAGGACAAGGACCGCAAAUGUGUCGAUGUACUGGGCCCUUUCACAAACACUUCGAUGAUGUUCAUGGACUACAAGAACCCAAAACUCAAGUCUGGACUCUGGUAUGCUGAUAUCGAGGCAUACUUUACAGCUGAUCGUGAUGGCGAGUAUGAACUCGGUGUCUGCGUGUACGGAUCGGCAAAGGUCUUUGUUAAUGAUGAAAUUGUCCUCGACAUUACGGAAAACCAACGCCAAGGUUCUGCAUUCUUCGGUCUGGGUACUGAGGAAGACAUCUGCGCUGUCUCGAUGAAGAAGGGUCAGACCUACAAAGUCCGCCUUGAGUUCGCCAGUGCACCAACCAGCAAGUUGACCGGUGGCAGUGUGGACUUUGGCGGCGGUGCUGUGCGUAUCGGAGGAGCCUGGAAGAUUGACGCCGACGAGGAAGUCCGCCGCGCUGCUGAGCUUGCAAAGUCUGCUGACCAGGUUCUGGUCUGCGCAGGACUGAACAUGGACUGGGAGAGCGAAGGCUUCGACAGACCGGACAUGAAACUACCAGGUCACUUGGAUCGCCUCAUCUCAGCGGUCGCAGAGGCCAANCCCCGCACAGCAGUUGUGCUCCAGAGCGGUACGCCAGUAGAGAUGCCCUGGUUGAGCAAGGUACCUGCAGUGCUUCAAGCUUGGUACGGCGGUAAUGAGACCGGCAACGGAAUCGCAGAUGUCGUAUUCGGAGAUGUCAACCCCUGUGGCAAAACAUCCUUGUCCUUCCCCAUCAAAAACGAAGACAACCCUGCAUUCCUCAAUUAUCGCUCUGAGGCUGGCAGAGUAUUGUAUGGAGAAGACGUUUACGUCGGAUACCGCUACUACCACACCCUCGGCCGCCCCGUGGCUUUCCCCUUCGGCCACGGAUUAUCGUACUCGACCUUUGGCUUCUCAGACUUGAAGCUCGACACCCCUUCGGACAGUGAAGGCGAUCUCAUCGCCAAAGUGACCGUCAAAAACACCGGUAAAGUUGCAGGAGCACAAGUAGCGCAACUCUACAUCUCACCAGUGUCCCCAUCUAUUCGUCGCCCAACAAAGGAACUCAAAGCCUUCACCAAGGUAUUCCUCAAAGCUGGCGAGGAGAAGACAGUCGAGCUCAAAGCGGCACUCAAAUACGCAACCAGUUUCUGGGAUGAGAGCAGAAAUGCUUGGGUCUCUGAGAAGGGCAAGUACAAGGUUAUUGUUUCGGACAGCAGUGCUGUUGGUGAUGGCGCUGUUGAGGAGACUUUCGAAGUGCAGAAGACAAAGUGGUGGAAUGGACUUUGA
Aureobasidium uvarum is the source of this 4593-nucleotide messenger RNA. The record is from the annotation of a GenBank genome assembly. Lineage: Eukaryota; Fungi; Ascomycota; Dothideomycetes; Dothideales; Saccotheciaceae.